AUGAAAUCCGAAAUUGUGAUGGAAUUUUUAGUUGAAUUUUGGUGGAAAAUUAUUGAACAGUAUUGUGGAAAGCCAAAACAAUCAUCAUACAGUAUUCUAUUGAAGGAUUUGAAACAAGAAAUGUCAUCAAAACAGUGCAUGAAACGAUGUGUAAGCCUAUUUUUACAUAUCAACAGAAAAUUCAUGGAAGCACAAACCAAAACAACAACUCCAUUCGAGCAAAUAGCGAUCUUGGGUGAUGAUGGAGUGGGAAAAUCCGGUCUUCUCUUGUUCUAUUUGACAAACUAUUUUUAUGAAUCAUUUGAUCAACACACCAUUGAAGAUAGUUACAGAAUAACAUCAUGCAUCGACAACAAGACAGUAAAUUUGGAAAUAUUGGACACUGCCGGCCCUCCAAAUUUAUUUAGAAAUGUGUACAUACGAAAAGCCAAUUCUUUUAUUUUGGCUUGCGCUGUAGAUAAUAUGCUUAGUGCACAGAAUCUUGACGAUAUUCUUCAACAUAUAUUUUCCUUGAAUGAAGAUGCGCUUAAUGGUGUCUUUGUGUUUGCAAUGAAUAAGUGUGAUUUAUCAACUCAAGUAGGACUGGAGGCCGUUCAUAACGUUGAGGACAUUCUAUUUCGAUUGAUUAACAAGUUGAAUUGGAAUAUUGUGUGUGCCAUUAUCGAAACAAGUUCAAAGAACAAUAUCAACACGACUCUUGUGUUUGAAGAGUGUGUGAGAGGACAUAUUUCAGGGAGAGAUUCCUCUCGAAAUAUUGAUUUACUGAGAAAUAUUGUCAAGAUGGACAAACAAGGUCUUGAACUAUGGUUAGACAACAGUGGUACUACGAAUUGUCUUAUCGUGUAA
Molecule: messenger RNA, 846 nt
Organism: Naegleria lovaniensis
Lineage: Eukaryota; Heterolobosea; Eutetramitea; Acrasida; Naegleriidae
Exons: 2
Coding region: 1-846 (281 amino acids)
Biological process (GO): signal transduction
Cellular component (GO): plasma membrane
Molecular function (GO): GTPase activity; GDP binding; GTP binding
Source: RefSeq, a predicted model, not a curated record